Molecule: messenger RNA, 1278 nt
Organism: Diaporthe citri
Lineage: Eukaryota; Fungi; Ascomycota; Sordariomycetes; Diaporthales; Diaporthaceae
Exons: 2
Coding region: 1-1278 (425 amino acids)
Source: RefSeq, a predicted model, not a curated record
AUGGCUGAAGAUGUCAGCACGCUCGAUCAAGCCAUGGACAUCGACGCCGAUGUGCCUCGUGUGCCCUCCACUGGCAGCACUUCAGUUGCCACAUCUCGAAGCCCCCUCCGUGCUCGUCGCAACCUCCCCAAUGAAAACGACAAGAGACGAAACAACCAGGUGGACGACAGCCUCAAGCCUCGUCCCGAUGCCAAGGUCCACAAGUCUUCAUCAAACGCAAACACCACUCGCCACAACCCCUCUUACCUUGAAAAGCAGAAACGCAAGAUGAUGAUGAUCAACGUCCAGCGAAACCGCAAACUGCGCAUCCAGAACGCCAUCGCCAAUGGCACCUUCCAGAUACGCCCCCUGGGCUACGACUCUGUCGAGGCAGACCAAGGUGAGCCGCAGCAGCUCGAGCGGCUGAACAAGGACCUCGUGACCCAGGCCCUGUACUCACCCGUCCCGGGCAUGGCCUUCGACCCCACGAUGACCUCCUUCAGCGAGGCCGACAUGGGCGACCUGGUCCAGGCGCUGGAGGCGUUCCAGAUGCACCUGGCGCGAAAGGGAACGAUCGUGCUCUCGGACAGGGCGGGCCCACUGCUGCGGAGCUUCGCCCGCGACGUGCUGGCCAUCGUCCUCUUGCAGCCGGACAAGCCUGGCUGGAACAUCAGCGUGGACGACUUCUGGGCCCGUGUGGCCUUGGAUUACCAGCAGUCCAAGAAGCUCAAGUGGCUGACCUUGAGGGUCAUGAAACUGCUCGAGCCCGCUGAGGAAGACACUGCCCCGAAGCGGGGCAAGGGUCCGCCGUUCGCAGCCCGUAUGAACGUGGUCCUGGAUGCCCUGAAAGCUCCGGGUAAGGUUCCCGUUCUUGACAAGGCCAUUGCUGAGGCGAGUGAGGAUAUUCCCCCUUUCAUCGUGGCCCAGCCGUCCACCCUACGAUGCCUCAUGGGCCAUUUCGAGGCCGCGCGCUCCCGAUACCUGGCCAAUCUCAACAACUCCCUUGGUACUGGCAGCCAGAGCAACCUCGGCCCUCACAAGCCCACGCCGGGCUUCAGCAUGCCUCCGAGAAACCAAGACCAGUACGCCUCCUCUGAGGACGAGGACGAUGACUUUCAGGGUGGAAUGCUCGACGGCGGUGUCGAAGACAAUACCCAGGUCGAGGAGGGGGUGCCUUCCUCACACACCCAGUGGUUCUUGGUGAAGCUUGACAAUUGGAUGGCGUCGAAGAAUGGGCAGCAGCAGGGCGGCGUUGAUGUCGACAUGCUCUCGGCCCUGGAUCUGGUAGAUGCCAACUGA